CUGAGACACAUGAAACAUGAACACCACUCGAGAAACAUCUGAACGUUGGGAGCAUAUCUUCACAGUGAUUAUAUACGCAUAAACCAUAUAGAAACCACAUGAUUGGAUUGAGAACAAAAAAAAAGAUGCAUAGAACUUUUGUCAGGAUAUAUUUUUAGGUCGGGUCGAAAGUAAAAAAUGGACGUUUUCCCGGAUCUCGUAUUCGGCCCAAACCAUCUAGUGUUGUGGAUUAUAUAAUACGGCAGCGUUUUGUGAUAGACUCUCUCAUCAAGUCAACGACUCAACAUCAACCUAUAGUGUUGCGCAUUGUCUAAAACGGCAACGUUUUGGUGGUUACAUCAACAUAAACGCCAUACGAGGAAACUUCCUAAAGAAGGCAACAAAACAAAAGCAUCAGAUCACAAGCCGCGCGAGUUGACUCUCUCUCACUUCAUUAUUAUUCAUAGAAUUUCGUAUUUCAUUUUCACAUGAAACAUCACUUCUCUAUCCCUUUCGCUUUCGCUAUCGCAUCUCCGCCCCACGUGUCAACGAAUAAUCGGAAAUGCCCCGCCGAAACGACGGCGAUCGUGGUCGUUUCACAUCCACCGCGCUCCUUUUCAUCGGACUCAUCUCGUGUCUUAUCGUCUACGCCGUCUUCUUCAAUCUUCUCCGUCCACGUCCCCGAGACCACACGCUAGAUUCCGCAGUUCCGUUCACGGAGUCGGGAGAUCGCGGGGGUGUAGAUGGAGGCGGAGGAGGAGGGUGUUGCCGUGGAGUUGGUGAUUUGGAGCUGUGGGGUCCGGCGGUGAAGUGGGGGACGGAUUUCAAGUUUGAUUCUCCGGGUGAAUGUUGUAAGGCGUGUAAAGCUAUGUGUAGUGGUAACGGUGGGCCUUGUUUGUGUGAUUCGUGGGUGUUUUGUGGGAAUAAAGAGGCUUGUGGGUCCAAGUUUGGUGAGUGUUGGUUGAAGAAGCAAAAGGAUGUCUUGGUGCCUGAUCGACAGGAAGGUGGGCAGAAAGUUAUGUGGACAUCUGGGCUUAUCUUCGGACAUGGCCAGGGCAUUGUUGGAUUUGAGACAGAACACGGUGUACUUCAUGUCAAACUUCACCCUGAAUGCGCUCCUCACUCAGUGUAUUACAUUCUUAGUUUGUUAACUCUGCGACACUGCGCAGGCUGCCAGUUUCAUCGGGCAGAGAACCGAGGAUCAUAUUGGGACUCAGAAGGCAAUCAUAUUAACAAUGCUCCCUAUGGUCCACCAUACGCCAUGAUUCAAGGCAUACUCCAACCCGAGGGAAACAUAUUCACACCAAUCCCAACCGAGCACUGCCCAACCAUAACCCGUGGCUCUGUUGCAUGGGUCGGCUCAGGACCAGAAUUUUUCAUCAGUCUAGCAAACCACCACGAAUGGAAACAAUCUUACACUGUUUUCGGCUCUGUUUUACCAGAAGACAUGGACGUUGCUGAGAAGAUUGCAGGUUUACCAACAAUAUCUGAUGUCUGGAACAGCGUUAAUGUCUCAGUUCUCGAGAAACCGGUUUCCUUAACCGUACGGAGAAUGAAGUCGGGCCAAGAACAAUCAGAACCCGGUUCGUGAAGCACAAUCGAUAAAAUGAGCUCAGUAUAGUUCUUGUUUAUCUAUUUUUUUCCUCAUUGUGCAUAAUAUGAUAGUGAUGCUGCGCAAAAAAAAGGCUGAGGAUUUUUUUUUGCUUUUAAAUGGAAGUUAUUGGUUACUGCUAUAUUUCCAAAUUUUC
Eruca vesicaria subsp. sativa (arugula) is the source of this 1727-nucleotide messenger RNA. NCBI's taxonomy places the organism in Eukaryota, Viridiplantae, Streptophyta, Magnoliopsida, Brassicales, Brassicaceae. The record is from the annotation of a GenBank genome assembly.